Struthio camelus australis is the source of this 3527-nucleotide messenger RNA. NCBI's taxonomy places the organism in Eukaryota, Metazoa, Chordata, Aves, Struthioniformes, Struthionidae. The record is from RefSeq and is a predicted model, not a curated record.
AUGCCGCGUUUCCACACGCUUCCAGGGCUCGGGGGCCCAGCAGGGUUUGGGACUUGGCUUGCGGGCUCCGGCUCAGGCAGCUUUGCAGGCUGUUUUUCCUUCUCGGGGCACCGAAGUAGCAGCGAUGGAGAGCCAGGGAAAUUUAAGCCGCCUCCAAAGCCUGUCAUUAUCGACAAGCAGAGACAGAUGAUGGAGAGGAGGUUCUUGAGCCCUGAAUUUAUACCUCCCAGAGGGAGAACAGACCCUCUUAAGUUCUAUAUAGAAAGAAAGGAUAUGAUACAGAGACGAAAAGUCUUCAACAUCCCAGAGUUCUAUGUUGGCAGUAUACUUGCUGUUACUACUGCAGAUCCGUAUGCCAACGGCAAAGCCAGCCGGUUUGUAGGCAUCUGCAUUCAAAGAGGAGGAAAAGGACUAGGUGCUACCUUUGUGCUUCGAAAUGUUAUAGAAGACCAAGGUGUUGAAAUAUGUUAUGAACUGUACAAUCCUCGAAUCCAGGAGAUCAAGGUUCUGAAAUUAGAAAAGAGGCUAGACGAUAACCUGAUGUACCUGCGAGAUGCUCUCCCUGAAUAUAGUACUUUUGAUAUGAACAUGAAACCUGAGUCUCGUUUAGACCAUGAAGAAAUUCCUGUAAACAAGCUGCAAGUAAGAAUGAAACCUAAACCGUGGUCAAAACGGUGGGAAAGGCCAAAAUACAAUAUAAAAGGAAUAAAGUUUGAGCUACCUGAAGAAAAAAUGAAAGAAGCACAGAAGUGGAGCCAGCCCUGGCUAGAGUUUGACAUGCUGCGCGAAUAUGAUACUUCAAAAAUAGAGGAAAAAAUCUGGAAAGAAGUGAAUGAAGAGCUUAAGAAAUAAUACUAUUUUUGUAGUCUAUGAAUUAUUAAGGAAAUUAAUACAUUCACUUUGAAUUCAGUGUAUGGGUCUUCAGCCCUUUUGUAUAUACAUAGGCAAAGUGUACAAUAAAGUAAAUCUUUCUAGAAAAUCUCAAAGUGUAUAAACUUCUAUAGUUGACCACUGAUUUUGUUUCUGAAAACAAAUACUCCUUUUUUUGAAAAAUAUAAUACCAUAUUCAUCCUUUCUCCAGAAAUGAGAAGCCUCCUUUCCUAAAUUACAGUAACAAUAAGAGUUUACAUCACUGAUUCUCAAAUUGUGUUGUCACUUCCAAAUACUUCUGUAACUGUUUCCCCUGCAAUGCUUAGCUCUGUAAAGGUUUCCUUCAGAAAGGGAAAAAGCAACAUACUAACUAAACAACCUUCUGUUUGAAGAUGGAACUUCUUUUCCUCACCGACUGUUUAUUGCUUUGUAUAGGAUGACCUAGGUUUUUCUGUCUGGUAACCAGACUUCAUGAGUGGGAUGUGACGUGCGGUUGUUAUACCAGGCAUGCAAAGAGAACCACACAUUCUUAGUAAGUAAGUCUACAUUUUGCAUGUAUUUUGAAAAAACAAGAACUAAAGUAGAUUAUACGAGCUGUUACUUCCACUGCUGAGAUUUUUACUUCUGCCAUGUAAGUCCAAAUCAAGCCCAGGUAUAUUCAGAAUUAGGUUCUGUACACUGUUUGACUAAGUUGUUGGCUGUUCCCCUAUCUCUUGCUUCUUGCCGUUGUUUACCCUUCCUUCUUGCUUCUCCUGUUUUCCUCAGUUGUUUUCUUUGCCCUGCUGCACUAGGCAAAUCCUUUUUUUAAAAAAUCAGUACCUCAGUUGUCUUUCCAUCACACAACUGGCUACUACCCACUAUGGCUUGACUAGUCUUACAGUCUCAGAAACAGGCUAGAGCAGGAAAGUAGAAAUAUACAAGACAAACAGUCUGAAAAUGUGUGGCUUAUUUUUUGCCUACAGCCAAAAACUAUUUCUGCUAGAGAGUAAUACUAAUCUAUGAACAAAGCAGCAAAUACACACACUUUUGGAAUCAGUUUUGAAUAGGUGAGGCAGACUGCACAUUGUUUAAGCAAAAGCAUGUGAAUUAGCAGAAGGUGCAGCAGCAAGCGUUCACAACAUGGGCAGGGGAGGUUCUCAAUGCCACUGAGGCUGGGACAGCAGCUGCUUCCAUAAAAUGAUGUAUUUCUAUAGAAGUGUACAGGCAUUCUGAACGCAAGUGGCAAUUGCCUCUUCAAGCUUCUAAGUAAUGUUUCUUCCAUUUAAAGCAACAUCUACAGAGCUAAACUGUGACAGAGUAUCUAUUAAUAAUUUCCCUAAUAGUUAGCACAGAGGUCUCCACAGAAACCAGCCACAUCUGAGAUGAGACAGAGGCAAUGAAGACACACACUUGGGCUGAUCAGCUGUUGCAGUAUUGUUGGCAUUUUGAGAGGAAAAGCAACAAAAAUUCACCUUUAUUAAAAAACAGGAUUUGUAAUGGAAUUCGUAACUGUCAUAAAGGCAACUCAGGUAGCAUUAAUUUCUGUGUAAUAACGAAAGCUACCAAGGAACACACUUGGUUAAGAAUGUAGGUUGAGAAGAGAAACUACAGGCCCCUGGCUUCCAGUGUAAGCUUGGUGAGGAAUCCCCGAGGUAUAAAAGGAACCCGUAGAUUUGUGAUACUGAGAGAAACUCCCUCAUAGCAAAGGGUCACCAACUUCACCCAAAGUACAGAAAGAUGAUUCCUUCAGGACACUACUUUUCUCUCAUAAUUCUUUAACACAUUAUGAGAAUGUUAUUAGAAAUAACUGUUGGAAGAGUCACAUGUUAACCAUCAAAAUAUUUUUACUUGUUUUAAAAAUAAAAGCAAACGAAAAUUAUGUUACAAGCCAUCUCUUGUCUAAAACUUUGAUAAAAGUUAUUUACAAUUAAAAUAUUUUACAAAAAAAAUAGUUAUAACUUAAAAAAACAAUACAAAAGGGCACAGAGAACAAGUCUGCAAGAGUUAAAUUAUCGUCCCAGAAAAUUUGGGGAAAAUACAAACAAGUGCACAGAAACUGUAGUUCAUCACAAGUUUUGAUGUAAUAAAGCAUCUUUUUUAUUCUUUAGUAUAAUACUUUUUACAAAUAUACAAAAUUCUAAAACAUUAAAAUCUAAUUUGGGUAUGAUGAAAUACGAUUUGGCAAAUGUUACUGGGAAGCAAAAGGAAGACUCUCCUAGAACUUCAGUUACAGAACUGAAGUUGUUCUUGUGCUUCUUCUCAAGAAGUUUCCAGUCUAUCAGAAGUCUGAUAAAACAUCAUGCGUGGCAACUCCAGGUCUGUGCACAAAAGUUCAGUUUGCAUCACUCAAGUACAAAACUCUAACCAAUACACACUGGACAUGAUCUUCACUACAGAUCAUCCAACUAGGGAAAUCUCUGUGGACCACAAGUUAGGACUCAAUGAUUGCUGAGACAAAAAGUGGUAUUAAGCAACAUAUUGGAAAUGCCUUGUAAAGUUGUCCACUGAAUAGCAGUGCAGUGAUCAACUUCACAGGCACUCCUCAUGUUUCCUAUAAUCCUUCCAAAAAGGAUAGAGUAAUAAUGCAUUUUCAUACAUUUCAGAGGGCCUUAAACACCACUUUACUAUGAAAACUGUAAUUAAAAAAAAAAAAAAAAAACACACUCCUUAACUCAGGA